This is a messenger RNA of Maudiozyma barnettii, 1023 nucleotides long. RefSeq names its product Cin5p (gene CIN5). Bases 1 to 1023 code for a protein of 340 amino acids. The transcript has a single exon. Lineage: Eukaryota; Fungi; Ascomycota; Saccharomycetes; Saccharomycetales; Saccharomycetaceae. Gene Ontology annotation, biological process: regulation of DNA-templated transcription. The record is from RefSeq and is a predicted model, not a curated record. Gene Ontology annotation, molecular function: DNA-binding transcription factor activity.
AUGAACUCAUACAUAAUGUCAAAUCAACCAAUAAUCUUUAAGGAUUCUCAAGGAUCUGCAAACACUACAAUUACCACAAAUCCUACUAAUAAUAAUAGAGAUAUAAGGUUGAUUCAACCUUUAACUAACAAUAAUCCUUUGUUAAAUCAAAUAGCAACAAAUAAUAACAAUACUCAAAUGAAUUUCUCAAGUGUCCCAAUGACAAGAAGAAAUUAUACUUAUAUGGCAAAUGUAAACAUCCCCUCGGUUACACAUAUUAUUGCACCUGCAAAUCAACCACAUUUACCAAUCAUGAAUAACAACAAUAACGUUUCCUUAAAAUUACCAAGAGUAUUGCCACCACCAAACAGUUCGUAUUACUCUAAUACAACAAUUACAACUGCUCCGGCUCCGGCUGCUAUUACUUCUGCAACUAAUUCUUCUGGUGUAUUAUCCUCUUCUUCUUCUUCAGGAAGUAGUGGUGUUGGGACUCCUAAAACGAAUCAAAGAAGAGAAACUUUACUUUCAGUUAGUGAUGCUUCGUCCCCAGUUUAUAAGAGGGACUCGAACUCCGCAUCUUUACCACCUUUUAAAUCAUUCGAUUCCUCAAGAAGACAUUCGGUAAGUCUGGCAAUAUUGGAUGAUCCAGUUCAACAAUUAAGAAACUCUCAACAACCAACUUUGGGGGCUAUUGUAAAAGAUGAAAAUAAUAAUUUCAUUGUUCCUUUGGUUCAAGUUCAACAACCAGGAAUGUCAGAACCAUCAUCAAUAAAAACCGAACUCGAAAUUGGCUUGCCUGAUGAGGAGAAUAUUCAUAAAGUCGGCGAAAGAUAUAACGAUAAAGGUGAAUUGAUUGGAAGAUCAGGUAAAAUCCUACGCGAUACAAAGAGAGCUGCUCAAAAUCGUUGUGCUCAAAAAGCAUUUAGAAUACGUCGUGAAAAAUAUAUUAAAAAUUUAGAAUUAAAAUCAAAACAAUUCGAUCGUAUGGUUAAUGAAAAUUCAAAAUUAAAAUCAAGAAUUAAAGAACUUGAAAAAUUAUUGUAA